AGCCUACACGCCACCACUUCUGCUCCUGAGAGAGGGCGAGAACACCUGGGCGACCGCCAUCCUCCUCGCUGUUCCAUACAUCUCAUCAGAAUCUCUGAGCAACUGCAGAGUGUGGCCUAAGGUCACCAGCAGGCAGCGCAGCGCAUCGCGACUACAUCACCUCUCCUCCCAUCGGCGUGACGACACGAGCCAGCAGCCAUGAACCUGGAGCCGCCCAAGACGGAGAUCAAGUCCGCCACCCGCGUCACCGGUGGCCCCGCUACACCGCGCAAGGGACCCCCCAAAUUCAAGCAGAGGCAGACCCGCCAGUUUAAGAGCAAGCCCCCGAAGAAGGGAAUCCAGGGAUUCGGUGACGAUAUUCCUGGCAUGGAAGGAUUAGGCACUGACAUCACUGUCAUCUGCCCAUGGGAGGCCUUCAACCACCUGGAGCUGCACGAACUUGCACAGUACGGCAUCAUCUGAGUCCUCCACCUUCCCACAACUCCUCUGUGCAUUCAGCCCCCCUUCGUCCUCAAGCACUCCAGCUGGCUCCUGCUCUGCAGGUCUGGCUGGAAGUGCCCAACAGCGUACUUC
Megalops cyprinoides (Indo-Pacific tarpon) is the source of this 573-nucleotide messenger RNA. It is a transcript of the gene pde6gb, whose product is annotated as phosphodiesterase 6G, cGMP-specific, rod, gamma, paralog b. Gene Ontology annotation, molecular function: cGMP binding; 3',5'-cyclic-nucleotide phosphodiesterase activity. Lineage: Eukaryota; Metazoa; Chordata; Actinopteri; Elopiformes; Megalopidae. Gene Ontology annotation, biological process: positive regulation of G protein-coupled receptor signaling pathway; positive regulation of epidermal growth factor receptor signaling pathway; visual perception. The transcript has 4 exons. Bases 199 to 462 code for a protein of 87 amino acids. The record is from RefSeq and is a predicted model, not a curated record. Gene Ontology annotation, cellular component: photoreceptor outer segment membrane.